UGAUGGUCACGGCUUUAAUUCUGUCCACUCACCAGCCAGGGCGGGUGGGACAGGCGACCGGAAAAGGACCUGCAUUAUCACAAUCAGCUGCAUCUCGCAAUUGAACUGUGUGGAUCCCAUCAAUCAGUGAGCCUUUUGGGUGUGUCUAUUGUUGACCAGAACCGCUUUUUCUGACAUCUCCAGCACUGGGCUCUCUCACUCUCAGCUGAUUCGUGGGUUUUGUAUCUUCCCUUACUCUUCGUAUUUGCUUGUUCUCGUCUCUGUUUCAGACUUGAGAAAUGGCCAAUAGAGGACCAAGCUAUGGCCUGAGCAGAGAGGUUGAGCAAAAGAUUGAACAGAAAUAUGAUUCUGAAUUAGAAGAACGGUUAGUGGAUUGGAUCACUGCACAAUGUGGUGGGAAUGUGAAUCGUCCAGAUGCUGGAAAAGUGCACUUUCAGAAGUGGCUGAUGAAUGGUGCUUUAUUAUGUAAAGUUAUAAAUAGUCUUUAUCCAAAAGAUGAAGAGCCAAUUAAAAAAGUUCAGGAAUCCAAAAUGGCCUUUAAACAGAUGGAACAGAUUUCUCAAUUCCUGAAGGCUGCUGAAGCAUAUGGUGUUGCAACAAUGGAUAUCUUCCAGACUGUAGACUUGUGGGAAGGAAAGGAUUUGGCUGCAGUUCAAAGAACUCUAAUGGCUUUGGGUAGUGUAGCAGUUACUAAAGAUGAUGGAUAUUAUCGUGGUGACCCUAACUGGUUCCAUAAGAAAGCUCAGGGUAACAAGCGAGCAUUUUCUGAUGAACAGCUACGAAAGGGGCAAAGUGUUAUAGGUUUGCAGAUGGGAAGCAACAAAGGAGCCUCCCAGUCUGGUAUGACUGGUUAUGGCACGCCUCGUCAGAUCAUGUGAAUCACCAUCCUGUGUUGGGAAGCAUCAAAGCAAAUGGACUGUAUGCUCAAAACUGAAUCUUUAGCAGAAUUUAACUGCCGCCUUCUGAAGCAUCACGAGCAAGAUGUUUCUGCUUCAAUUGUGGGUUUUUCUUUUUAAAGGAUUACUCUGGCUGUGUUUAAAAGAAACCAUUUAAAUUUGCAGUAUUAAUCAGUUGUUUUCACCAAUCUAACCUGACCAAGACCUGUUCUAAAAUUUACCUGUUACUGAUGGAGGUGGUGAGGAAAGAAUUUUUUGGGAGCAUUUGAAGUCAAGUAUGGUCUUCACCAUUCUCUUGAUCUGCAAUUGGUAGUUUACAGAAAUUUACCAUGCUACACCUUGGUCAAGUGUUAUGUUACUGUGAAACCCAGUUUAGUAAUUUUACUGGAUAUUAAGUAUCAACUGGAUAUUCAAUUAGUCUUCAGUGGGGACUUGAGCAACCGACUAAGCGUUGUUGUCUGAAUCCUCCUGAUUCAAUCAGGAUAACAGGACUGGCAAGUUUUUAAUGGCUGAGCGGUUAAAUGCAAGAAUAGUAUUUUUCUGGAGCUGUUCUGCUUUUGGCUUCAUGAGGUAAAUGAUGACUGGGAAUGGGCACAUUUGGAAGAAGUGAUGUCUGAAAUGUAACUGAGCCUACACUCUACUGAUUAUGUUAAAGGUCAUAUAAUUUAGCCCCUCUAAAUAUUCUUGUAUUAACUCAGUUUUAUCUCUUGUACACAAGGGUGCUGACUAAUUUUUCCAACUCCUAUUUACACUUAACUGCAUUUACUGGUAGGGUUUAUGUUUUAUCUUUGCAUUAUACACUAUCAUGUUUUCCCACAAAUUGAAUUUUUAAAUGUUUUCAGAUGGGCAUCUGAGUUAAACAGUUGGUUUUACUAUUCAGAUUCCUGGGUCUUGCACAAAUCAGUCACAAACAUUUUUAUUCCCUUCUGAGCUAAAUCACAAAACCUUGUCAUAGAACUCUUGCUUUGACGUUAAGAGGCAGCACAUCCAUGAAUGUAACAAUAAACAUUGUUGGAAAUUAAUUGUUUGAACUUGUCAAUGUAAAAUUGAUCCUUGUAUUUAUUGCAAAUUGUCAUGAACUACUAAAUUUGAUAUCCAAUACAUUUCAUUGCUUCAGUUAAAUUCAAUGCUAGCCUACAAUUACCAUAUUGAGUAAGCAUUGCUGUGAAUAUUUUGGGUUGGAUAUUUGUAUUUAACAAUUUAAGAUUUUAUUCCCCUGCUGAACUGCCAAUGUUACCAUGUCUAAUCUGAGAAAUAUCAACCUGUCUAAUGUAGGUCCUCCUUUGAAUUUUCACUAGAAGCUUAAUUUCAGGAGUUUUUAGACCUGAAUCAGUGUAAUAAGUUGUGUGACAUACCUGGAGAUUUUUUCAAGUUUACUGUUAUAACCAGAGCUGCUGCUGUUUGUAUUUCUUGCAAAGCUCUCCACCCUAAGCCUGCUUUACAAGUGCAAUCCAUUGUCUAGGAGAUUCAGUAAGUGUUCAAUGUCUAAUUUUGAGAAAUUAAGUCUCUCAUGUCUGAAAAGAUCUGUUAGCAAAUGUGAUACCAGAAAUGUUAAUGAAAUAAAACCAUUUUUAUGUUA
Molecule: messenger RNA, 2475 nt
Organism: Chiloscyllium plagiosum (whitespotted bambooshark)
Lineage: Eukaryota; Metazoa; Chordata; Chondrichthyes; Orectolobiformes; Hemiscylliidae
Product: transgelin-3-like
Biological process (GO): actin filament organization
Cellular component (GO): actin cytoskeleton
Molecular function (GO): actin filament binding
Source: RefSeq, a predicted model, not a curated record